Molecule: messenger RNA, 2764 nt
Organism: Pseudomyrmex gracilis
Lineage: Eukaryota; Metazoa; Arthropoda; Insecta; Hymenoptera; Formicidae
Gene: nanos
Product: nanos homolog 3
Exons: 3
Coding region: 234-755 (173 amino acids)
Biological process (GO): negative regulation of translation; oogenesis
Cellular component (GO): perinuclear region of cytoplasm
Molecular function (GO): mRNA binding; zinc ion binding
Source: RefSeq, a predicted model, not a curated record
UUCUCUCACUGUCAGUGUUGAUCUGCGGCGCUUAACAAGUUGUGGAAAGGAAAGUUGGCGAAUUCUAUUUUUCGCAUCUCGUCCAUUCGUACGAACAUUCGUCAAAGUCAGGUGAUUAUCGGUGCGUUCGAGAUCGCGAACCGGUGAGAGGAAGAUACGUCUGAGUCUGUUCGUAGCGAGAAAAAAAUUUCGCGGCUCUGCUCAAUUAUAUAUAUGUGUGUACGUGUAUAAGUAUGAGUGUUUCGGAGUGUCAUCGUAUCGCGCGCACACAGAUCAUGUUACCAAUGUUGCAAGAAAAUUCGUUGUUUCCGCUGAACCCCAGCCUGGAGGACGAGAUCCGUCGGCUGUUCGACAUCAAUUACAGGGUGCCGGUACCGACAGUUGAAGAAGUGAUGGCGGACUUUCGGCUCAACGGUCAAGAUUACGAGUAUUGUCCGGACUUGGACACGGACAUGGUCAAACAGAAUGUUCCACGACGAAAAAAGAACAAGAAACCCUUGCCUACGGAAUGCGUUUUUUGCAGAAAUAACGGCGAAGAGGAAAUGUAUUAUCGACAACAUUUGCUGAAAGAUGUCGACGGACGUGUCUGCUGUCCCGUUCUCAGGGCGUACACGUGCCCGAUCUGCGGGGCAUGCGGCGACACGGCACACACAGUCAAGUACUGUCCGCAGGGUCCUUUUAACGCCAACUCCUUGACUGCGGCGAGCGCAUUCAAAUUCAUGAGGAACUCAACGGGCAAGCGUCGCAGCAAGUAAGUGCACUGGACGACACACGGACAUCUUUUAUGCGCGGGCGACGAAAAAUUAAGUAUCUUUAAGACAACUAAAAUAAACCGGAACGCGUUUCAUGAAAGAGAUAGAAAAGAAGUUAAACGUCGAUAUAUUUAACAAGUGUCUCGUAUUCCCGCAAAUACGUUUGAAACUUCGAUUCUAAAACGAGAUCGACAUUUGAACUUGUCAGGUUGAAAUUUUACGUUUUGCGCUCAAUAUAUCCUGUAUUUUUUCCUACUCAUACAUACACACACACACAUACUUGGAUAUUCAUAAUGAUAUAAUUUGUAAUUUAUCUCCGAAUUUAUUUGUAAUAUUCAUCGUUUUUAAUUUAUCCGAAUUUCUACCAUAUUUUUCUCUAAUUUGUAAUUUAUUCCACUUCCCGCACAUUCUCCUCCUCCGUGUAUUUUAUUCUCUUCUCUUAUAUUCCCGUCCCUUCCCUCUUGUAUUUGUAAAAUAUAAUUUAUGAAUUAUAUGCGAAUCACAUCAUCAGAUGCAAACCGCGUUGAGAUCAAAUGAACCCUCUCGAUUUAGAACUGGAAAGUUUUACGCGUAUUUCGAGAGAAAGAGAGAGAGAGAGACACACACACAGAGUCACGUCAUCAAGUCAAUUUAAGAGAGUAGACGUUUAUUGUGAUGCACUUCGUGAUUUAAGGUAUUCUUUGUUCCUAUACGCACAUUUGUGCCUUUUCCGAGAUCUAUUUGAAGGAGAAAUCGUGUACAAACAAACAUUCCUUGCAUCCACUGUUUCCGUCUAAACAAAAAAAAAAUCAUGCUUCUUAAUUUGCCUUGACUGCGAAACUUCCCGACUUUUACAGAAGAGAAGCGAUCUUAGUGUGUUUCUAAGAGAGCGUCUAUAUUUUUUGAAGAUUUACCUGUUUAUACCCUUUCCCCCCUUAACGCGAGGUGAUACUUUACAAUUGAAAAAAAAAAAAGGGAAAUUGUGCCUAUUUUAAUUUAUUUUUUAUUUAUUUUGUGCAUUAUUUUUUUGGCACUGUCUACUCGAAAAAGUAUACAGUUUUCGAGAAAGAAAUUGUCAAAUAGAUGUGGUUUUUAUAUUUUACUAUAUAGUUUAAUGAAAAGAGAUAUAUAAUACGAAUAUAUAAUAUGUAAUAUGAAUAUAUAAUAUGAUAUGUAAUAUGAAUAUAUAAUAUGAAUUUUGUGUAAGAAUCAACUGCGCGCGUCUUGUUGUUUGCGUGUUUUUACAACGAAUGUGUACUUUGCGAACGUUUUUACUUAUUGCCGCAUGCGCGAUCGGUGUUCGAACAUCUUCUCUACAUGUGUUUGCGAAAUAUGUAAAUUCGUUGUAAAAGCACGCAGAGCAGAGGUGUGUAGUUGGCUCCGGUACUACAAUGUUACAGUCGGUGAAACGGCUUAACGGCGUUGUGUUUAUAAAUAUACUUAGGUAGCGCGGACUGUUGCUUUGCAGAUGACAGAGUGUAUGUUAGAAGACACGGUUUUUUGCUCUCUUCUUUCCAAAAUGUUCUUUAAAACUCGUAGAAGGACGUUCUUUCACGUAAUUUUUUUCAAAUAAUAAUAAUAAUAAUGCUGUACAUACAAUGAAAAUGAAAAAUAGAUAUACAUAGAGACAAUUAUAUUAUUAACUAAUUAUAAAGAUAAGUAAUUAUAACUUGUUGACGGUAAAGACGGGGCAAGAGAACUGUGUCUGACUUCUUUCGUUUUUUUUUUUUCUUCGCGCGAGUUCACGAACUCUCAAAUUCCUUGACUGAAUAUCUGAACGAUUCUUUUCAAAUGUUUUUGCACAUGAUGUAAGAAAACAAAUGAUUUUGUGAUACAAUGAUACGAGAGUUUUUUUUUUUCUUUCUACAUGUUUGUCGAUCAGACCUUCCGAGAUGAAGAUUUUUUUGUUGAGAUGUUUAUAAAGUCGAAAAAUAUUUAAGUUUCAAAAUGUGUUCUUUUAGUUGUAUCCGCGAGACCAAAUAAUAGAAAGAGAAAGUAUAUAGAUGUAAGUACAAAUAUAUAUAUAUAUAUAU